Polyodon spathula (Mississippi paddlefish) is the source of this 6968-nucleotide messenger RNA. RefSeq names its product serine/threonine-protein kinase LMTK2-like. Gene Ontology annotation, biological process: protein phosphorylation. NCBI's taxonomy places the organism in Eukaryota, Metazoa, Chordata, Actinopteri, Acipenseriformes, Polyodontidae. The transcript is spliced from 14 exons. The record is from RefSeq and is a predicted model, not a curated record. Bases 149 to 4891 code for a protein of 1580 amino acids. Gene Ontology annotation, molecular function: protein kinase activity; ATP binding.
AAGCAGAUGUAAAAAAAAAAGAAAAAUGCGUUCUUCUUUGUUGAUCUAAUUAGACAUUUGUAACACUACGUUUGUAAAUCCUGUACAUAUUUGUAUAUGCGGUAGUUCUGUUCGUAAGAAGAGACGAAGUGGAAUCAAAUAAAAAAGAAUGGAUAAUCGACAUGGAUUUUUUGUGUUGCUGGUGAUUGGUAUUCAGCACUUGGCAUUGUUGACCGUUGAAGGGGCUCCGCUUCCGGAGUCAGGUUCAGGGGAAGCAGCUGCAGGUGAAGUUCCCAUAUCUUCUCUGGCUCUGUCUGUGUCUGGAUUGGUUCUGUUGAUAAUCCUGGUUGCGAAUUGUGUUUCCUGCUGCAAGGAGCAAGAAAUUGAUUUUAAGGAGUUUGAAGAUCACUUUGAGGAUGAGAUUGAUUUCACCCCCCCAGCUGAAGACACUCCUUCGAUUCAGUCACCUGCUGAGGUUUACACACUCACUGUCCCCCCUGUACUUCUGCCUGGGCCACCGCACCUUCAGCCACCCAGAAUAGCAGAUGGAUCUGCGGCUUCACAGGUUGCACGUCACAGUCUGAGUUAUAUCCAGGAAAUCGGAAACGGCUGGUUCGGGAAGGUUCUUCUUGGUGAGAUCUAUACGGAUCCCGGAGUAGCCAGUGUCGUAGUAAAGGAGUUAAAGGCCAACGCCAGCGACAAAGAACAAAAUGAAUUUCUACAAAAUGGAGACCCAUACAGGGUUUUGCUGCACCCCAAUAUACUUCAUUGCCUGGGGCAGUGUGUGGAGGCCAUCCCCUUCCUCCUGGUCUUCGAGUUCUGUGAACUGGGUGACCUGAAGAGCUAUCUGCUGAGCCAGCAGGAGCUGAUCUAUGGGAGCUCGGAGCUUCUCCAGCUGCAGAAGAUGGCCUGCGAGAUUGCUGCUGGAGUCACCCAUUUGCAUAAACACAACUUUGUGCACAGUGACUUGGCUUUGCGGAAUUGCUACGUUACCACAGAUUUGACUAUCAAAGUGGGGGACUAUGGAAUGGGAGCCAGUAGGUACAAGGAUGAGUACAUUGUAACUGACGAGGAACAGGUUGUGCCCUUGCGCUGGACUGCCCCUGAGCUGCUGGGAGAGAUCCAUGGGGUGGUGGUAGCCGCAGAUCAAACCAAACCUGGCAAUGUGUGGGCUCUGGGUGUGACGCUGUGGGAGCUGUUUGAAAACGCCACUCUACCGUACCCUCACCUUUCAGACAGGGAGGUGCUAAUCCAUGUCAUAAAGGAACAACAAAUUAAGCUCUUCCAACCCCAGGUGGGGCUGCCUUACUCUGACAGAUGGUAUGAGGCGCUGCAGUUUUGUUGGCUUUCUCCAGACAAGAGGGCCACAGCUGAAGAAGUGCACAGGUUGCUCACAUACCUCCGCAUGCAAGGCCAAAAGGAGUCCGAGGAUGACUUUGAGCAGAGGUGGAAUGCGCUCAAACCAAACCCCAGCAACAGACAAUCCAGCAUGAGCCACUCUUCGUUCCCCAUCCUGGAGCAGUUUGUGGACGAUGGGCUCCACCACGAGAUGGACGAAGUCCUGACGGUGACAGAGACCAGCCGAGGCCUCAGUUUCGAGUACGUCUGGGAGGCAGCCAAGAUAGACCACUUUGAGGACCAGAGCCCCUCCAGCAUGGACACAGCUGUCAACUACCACAGCAUGUUCUUCCCCGUGCCCCCGUACGAGAAGUCUGUCUUCUCUGAGGGUGAUGCCAGGGGCGGGGGUCCUUCUGCUGGAGUUCCUGGGGAGCUUCCUGUCUUUGACGCCCACAAACCAGCAGUGGGGAGCGAAUACUAUAUACAGUUAGAAGAACAAGGAGAGAGCAGUCUGGAGGUGGAUGAAAAUCCGUGUCCUACAGACCCACAUGACAAAGAUCAAGAGGCUCCCCAGGACAGGCGUUCGCAGCAGUAUGUUGUCCUCCGGGAUAUACGCUUGGAUGAAUCCAGCAUGGAUGUUGAUUUCUUCUACCAGAGCAUAGACUCCAAAGACUCAAAUUUACCAGAGAGUCAGGUUGGGUCACAAGCUUCCAGUGAUCUAGAAAGCCCCUAUCACACUAACAUUUUUAGAGAAAGCACAAAAUCGGAAGAUGCAUCCUGGAACAGGGGCUUCCUUGAGCUACCUGAACUGAACGUGAAUCACAUACAAAGGACCCCUGGCAUCCAUGAGUCUGGCUUAGAGUCUGGAGCAAAUAGAACAGAAAGAGACUUCAGUUCCUCUUUUUUAGGAGGUGAGCAGACCGUUUACAUGGAAAGUAUUACAGAACAACCUAAUGAUACGUGCUUUUUGAAUUCAGAAAAACUGAGAGGUAACUACUUAUUUCUCAAGGAGAAAAACUUAAUGAAGGAUCCCUCAUCUUCCUCUAGAAAUAGCAUGGACUUAAGAUCCGAACUUUUAGAUGCUGAUUUGAAUAGCUUCCCAGAUAUCUGUUUUAAAAUGGAUACUGGGGACAGUUUAAAUAACAAAGAUUUGGACCUUGAUGGGCCAAUAAGCCCUUUGUUGUAUGAGAAUGUUCCUAGUUUCCGAAAAGACAAAUGUUUGGACUUUUGUAGUCCAGAUUUGAAUGAUUCUCUACAGCCUUUAGUUCAAGAAACACUCUUGCCUUCAUGUUCACCAGUUAUAGCUGAAAGCUGUAGUGACACACUGCAGAGUAGUAACUCCUUCGAUGAAGAAUGUGUUUUACUCGAAUCCUCGAAAGAAGAGACUCAUUUUCCUCUCGACUCUACCUCUAAGAGUGCUGACAUCUCAGCAAGUCCCACCAACGGCCAUGAGUCCCCUCUGUUUCGGGAAAGUGCAACUUGUGAAAAUUCGUGCAAUGAUGCCAAAAAUCAUAGCCUUCUAGAAGGUUUGCGAAUGUCUGAAGAAAAUUUACCUGAAAUUGUAAUCAAAGAACCUGCAAUGAGCACAAGCCACACGUCAAAUUCUGUGCAUAUGAGCAAUGCUGGCUUGGAAAAUGGCCUUACAAUGAGUUACAACAGUGAAAGCUUGAUCAGGAACACGGUUAAAGACAUUAAGAGCAGCAGCAUCCCGUCUGCAAAUUCGCUGAUGGAACAAACCGCGGAGCCUUUAAUAACCUUUAAAACUAAUGAUGUAUCAAAAGAUGCAUCCUUGCAUUUGACUUCUGCUCCUUUUUCGGACCAGAUAAGCCAAGACAGCCUACUCGAUGACAGUGAAUUAACGACUCUUUUGACAAUCAAGCGAUCAUCUGAAACGCCUGACUCGUUAGAUUCACUGGACGUACAUGUCUUAGUUGGUCCAUCUGAAAACCUGCAUUCUGUUCCUCAGAAACUCCAGCCGCCUUACAAAACCGCAGACAGUGGCUAUGAAACUGAGAAUUUGGAAUCUCCUGAAUGGAAUUCCCAGUCUGUUGUAAAGGGGCCUUCCCCUGUUGAAACCGCACUUAAAACAAAUGUAGAACAGGUUCCUGCUUCUUUACCACCUCCGGCCAUCAUUGUUUCAGAGGUGGAUACUCUAAUGAAUAUGGAUGUAGAGGAUGCAGAUAGCAGCGAACAAGAGUCCCAGACUGGGGCUCCAGUGGAAUUGUUCUCAAAUGUCAACCAAAACUCAUAUCGAGAUUCUGCAUACUUCUCAGAUAAUGAUUCGGAGAUGGAAAGAAAGUCUGAAGACAUCAACGGUAACUCUAACUCAAAUGACCCUACCCACCUCACCAGUGAGGACACUGGUCCCAGCUUACACACUGACACUAAAAACACCUGCAGUAUUGGAAUCACGGCAUGCCUGGAAGAAAGGAUGCAGCCAUCAGAUGUUCUUGUAUCUUUGCAGGUACAAGAGACUGAACCAACUAAUAACAGGCUUCCAGAGCCAUCAGCAGAAAUAAGGAAUAAAAUAUCACAGGUCUUAGACUUCAAAGGCAGCAGUCUGCCAGAGCUGGUACACACAAUGGAAGAUGACUUGAAUGCAGAAGCUAAGGUUGCUGUUGAUGGCAGUGAUGUGUUGAACAUCAGGACACCAGAACAGCUUCCUGAUGUUGAAGCCAGUCUUCAGGGCAGUAGACCAGAACCUGCAGACAUGCCAGCUGUCUCAGUCGACAUGCAGCAGUCUAACUCUUCAGGGGACAAGGUGGAUGAAAAGUUGGUGGUGUCCAACCAGAAUGAAGGUCCGAAGCUUAAGGAACCCGAUGUCGAAGGGAAAUACUUGGGUAAGUUGGACGAUUUGGACCUCCCAGAGGUUGCGGAGGACGGGAUUGAUGCGGACGAGGAGAAUGAGAAUAGCGACGACUCUGAUGACGACCCCCUAGGGUUUAAUCUGCUCGGCGAGAGCUCUGAGAGCGACGAUGACACAGUGCAUCCCGUCCCCAUCGUGGUGACUGAGAACGACUACGGCAGGGACCUGAAAAGCCUGUUAAAGCUGACGCCUCCCCUAGCCGCGCAAUCAACCAAACAGGCCCAGUCUGAAUCGAACCAAAGGGCCGUGUCGUUCUUCGAUGAUGUCACUGUUUAUCUUUUCGACCAGGAUACUCCAACAAAGGAGCUGGGUGACCACUCGGCCGGUUCAAACAGCCGAGUGUCUGAGUUCAGCAGCCCCGUACCCUCCUCCAGUCCUGGAUAUCUGAACCGCUUCACCCACUCGGAAAGCUCUACAGAUGAAGAAGGCACUGGCUUUGAAUGGGACGAUGACUUCUCUUCUCCGGAGCCCUCCUUCAUCUCAAAAGCGGCCAGUCACCUGGUCAUUUCCAAAGUGUCUCCUCCAGCGUCGUCCCGGUACUUCUCUCCCCCGCCGCCCCCCCGCACCACGGAGCAGAGCUGGGCAAGCUCCUCCCCGUACUCCCGCUUCUCCAUCUCUCCAGCCAGCAUCACCAGCUUCUCGCUCACACACCUCACCGACUCCGACGUUGAGCAAGGAGGAAGCAGUGAGGAUGGAGAAAAGGACUGAAUCAGAGACCAUCUGGGAUUGAAUUGGUCUGUAUUUUCAGCAAUGGAAUUACACAUGAUUUAUUUUAAGAUGUAAAACCCCUUUUAAAAUCAAAAAAGAAGAUCCUGAAGAAGAAUUCUUCCCAGUUCUGUCGUCCUCUCGUAAACAGCACUUGCUGGUGUCUGCGAGUCGUCCCUUAGAAGGGAUGCAGUUGAAGUGACAGAAGAGAGCAACCUCAGCAAUCCUGAUUUGAUUAGUAUAUGUGCAUUUUCAAACUAAUCAGUGAAAUGAACAGGUUUGAUUUAAAAAAGAAGCUACUUAAAGUAUUAUUUUGUAAACGUAGCUGUACAGAUAAAAAGGAAAUUGUUCUGCACUCCUGUCUCUUGCUUUACAUUGCAGCUACUUUAUACCCAAGCUUUUGAGUAUUGAGUCUUUAUUCCAUCAAAAGCAUUAGUCCUUGGCUUUGUUUAAUGUAAACAUUUUAUGCAGCCUUGGCUAGCAUGAGUUAAUGACAUAAUAGAUUAGCUUAGAUUGAAAACCCAAAACUUAAGCAAUAAAGGUGAUAGAAACCUCAUUGAGCAUUCCUGUUACAGUAUAUCAAUAGCAGUUUGUUUGGUUUUAGCAUGGUGUUUUGUUUGAAAACAAACUGCAGCGUAAAAAAAAAAAAAAAAAAAAAAAAAAAAAAAACCUUUGGUAUUUAACGGACCUGUGCAAAGUAAAAAGUACUGGAAACUUUUUUUGCACAGUCACAUGUUUAUUACUGUAUGUAAUUGAGCAAAUUUCUUCCAUACAUAAUUUAACAAUAAUAAAUGAAUACAUUGGUAUGGAAUUUCCAAACCGUUAUAAAGGAGGCAGUCAGUCAUUCUAAUUUGUAUAUAAUCGGUGAUGCUCUUUACCAUUUUGACCAGAAUGUAAUUUGCAUUCUUACGUUACAGAAGACCUUGUAUUGGAGGGUGUUUAUUGCAGUAGGCAAACUGGGGAAUGCCAUUUUAAUAGGUGUGUUUAAUUUGUUUAAAACAAAUUGUGACAUUUACCCUAAAUAUCUUUCCUAACUGUGAUGAAGAUAAAGGCAAUGUAGCAUGUGUCUGCAUUAGUGUCAUACAUGUAAAUUAGGGUUAGUCUGCUUUUUUAAUUAAAAAAAACACUCUACCAGGUCUUUUAGAUUAUGCAGUUGAUCGCUUUCAUGCAAUAUUUUCUAUUCUAAAAACAUUUUAUGUUGGACUGUAUCACAAGAAUGAUCUGUGUAAUGGUCCCAGAUAAAGGUCUACAUAAUAGCAUUUGGAACAUGGCUGUCCCUUUAGCUUAUCUCCUUUUUCUAAAUUGGUUGUAUUGAUGUGCCUACAAACAACAAAACAUGGCGCUAAAUUUGACAUGUUCAGAUAAUUUUGAUAAGUUAAACUACUUUUCAUGCUGUUAAAGAACGAUGAGCAGAUACCACAGUUUGUUCAAUAUAUUUUCUGUUCUUUUUAAAAAAAAAAAAAAAAAAAAAAAAAAAAAAAAAACGCAAACCAGGUUGUUUUCAAGUCCAGCAGAACCUCCGAACACUUUGGGAAUGGAGGUUGUUCAGAAGUCUAAAAUGUUCGUAACCCUGAAAACGGAAUUUUCAAUGAUUUUAUUAAAUGUGGACACGUGCUAUCUACACCAUCAAUCUGGCGAAUAAUACAAGGAUACAGUACAGUAAUACAAUACUUUUAUUGUUAUGGUUCUAAAGUCUUUAAAAUAGUACUAUAAAAGGCUACAUUUAAAUUGAAAUCGUAACAGUAGCAAAAUCACAGAUUUAAACAGCCAUGAAAAUCUGGGUUAAUGUGCUUGUUUUUGUGCAGCUUGCUCAGUCAUUCAGCCUCCUUUGGCUUGAAGAAAAAACAAACAAACAAACAAACAAAAAAACCUGUGCUUUGUUUAAAACUAAAAUGUUCCAGUACAAUUGAAAUCUGCCUCACCUUUCUGGAUACAUUUGCUGGUACAGUAAUUAAGCCAUCUUAGUUCAGCAAAGUCAAAGCAUUACACUGAAUUUGUGUUAAAUAUAAGGAGAUUGGGGGUAACUUGUUUGGGAUACAAGCAAUUGUAUUGAUGAUCUACAAAAAGAGGAGUCAUGUUU